CAACUGAACAAGAGGGAGAAACAGACCUCAACUCCUCUGAAAUAAAACCAACAGAGACUCAUCUGAUGAGGCCGAGCUGAAGGCUCUCUGCUCCACACAAACUACUGAAGGCUCGUCCACUCCUCUUAUUUCUUCACCCGUCUAUCGACUCGCUCUCCAGACUCCACCGCCAUGCCUCCUCAGCUUCCGACCCAGAACCAGAACGGUCCCAGGAUCCUGCAGGGCGACCUCAGCGCCCUCAGCCCGGCCGUCAAGGAGUUCGUGGACGCCAACGUGACCCUGUGUCAGCCCGACUCCCUCCACAUCUGCGAUGGCUCCGACGAGGAGAACCGCACCAUCCUGGCCCAGCUGGAGGAGCAAGGGAUGAUCAAGAAGCUCAGAAAAUAUGAGAACUGCUGGUUGGCCAGGACCGACCCGAGGGACGUGGCCCGUGUGGAGAGUAAAACUGUGAUUGUGACCCGGGAGCAGAGGGACACGGUGCCCACGCCGCUGGACGGCGGAGUCAGCCAGCUGGGCCGCUGGAUGUCCCCAGAAGAGUUCGACAAGGAGAUGACUCAGCGGUUCCCCGGCUGCAUGAAAGGUCGUACCAUGUAUGUGAUCCCCUUCAGCAUGGGACCCGUGGGUUCCCCGCUCUCUAAGAUCGGCGUGGAGCUGACGGACUCUCCGUACGUGGUGGCCAGUAUGAGGGUGAUGACCCGGAUGGGGAAAGCUGUGCUGUCCGCUCUGGGAAACGACGACUUUGUCCGCUGUCUGCACUCCGUCGGCUGUCCUCUGCCAGUCAAAAAGCCUUUGGUGAACAACUGGCCCUGUAACCCCGAGCAGACGUUAAUCGCCCACAUCCCGGACCGCAGACAGAUCGUCUCAUACGGCAGUGGUUAUGGAGGAAACUCCCUGCUGGGGAAGAAGUGCUUCGCUCUGCGCAUCGCCUCACGAAUCGCCAAGGAGGAGGGCUGGCUGGCUGAACACAUGCUGAUCCUGGGCGUCACUAAUCCUGCUGGGGAGAAGAAGUACAUGGCGGCAGCGUUCCCAAGCGCCUGCGGGAAGACGAACCUGGCCAUGCUCUGCCCCACGCUGCCCGGCUGGAAGGUCGAGUGUGUGGGAGACGACAUCGCCUGGAUGAAGUUUGACAAACAAGGCAAUCUACGAGCAAUCAACCCCGAGAACGGCUUCUUCGGAGUUGCCCCCGGCACCUCCGCCAAGACAAACCCCAACGCCAUGGAGACCAUCAUCAAGAACACCGUUUUCACCAAUGUUGCAGAGACCAGCGAUGGCGGCGUGUACUGGGAGGGAAUGGACCAGUCGCUGCCCGAAGGAGUCACGAUCACGUCCUGGAAGAACAAACCCUGGAGCUCAGACGACGGCGAACCCUGCGCUCACCCCAACUCCCGUUUCUGCACUCCGGCCGGACAGUGUCCCAUCAUCGACCCACAGUGGGAAUCCCCAGAGGGAGUCCCCAUCGAGGCCAUCAUCUUCGGAGGGCGCAGGCCGCAAGGUGUCCCUCUGGUAUACGAGGCUUUCAGCUGGCAACACGGAGUGUUUGUCGGAGCAGCCAUGAGGUCAGAGGCCACCGCCGCAGCUGAACACAAAGGCAAGAUCAUCAUGCACGACCCCUUUGCCAUGCGCCCCUUCUUUGGCUACAACUUCGGCCAGUACCUCUCUCACUGGCUGAGCAUGGCCGACCGCCCCGCCGCCAAACUGCCCAAGAUCUUCCAUGUCAACUGGUUCCGCAAGAGCCCCACCGCCGGGUUCCUCUGGCCCGGCUUUGGCGACAACAUCCGUGUGCUGGACUGGAUGUUCAGGAGGGUGAACGGCGAAGCUGGCGCCAUGCCCUCUGCCAUUGGCUACCUGCCGUGCAGCGAUUCCCUGAACCUCCAGGGCCUGAAGGGGGAUGUGGACCUUGAUGAGCUGUUCUCCCUGGACAAGGACUUCUGGCAGAGCGAGGUGGAGGAGGUGAGGAGGUACUUCAACACGCAGGUGAACGACGACCUGCCCAACGAGGUGGCCCGGCAGCUGGAACUCCUGGAGCAGAGAGUGAAGCAGAUGUAAAGACGAGGGGAAAAGCAAUGUGUUAGUAAGUCUGAAGGACAAUGUUUGUAAUUCUAGAACAGAACAUUGGUAAUAACAGAAUGGAAUGUUGGUAAUUCUAGAACUGAAUGUUGAUAAUUCUAGAACGGAAUGUUGAUAAUUCUAGAACGGAAUGUUGAUAAUUCUAGAACGGAAUGUUUGUAUUUCCAGAACAGAAUGCUCGUUAUUCUACAUCUUAUCACGGUUUUACUGAGAAACUGAUUUCUAAAGAAUUGUUUUGCUUUGAGAUGGAGCCGUACAACUUCAUGGAAAUAGACAAUUCACUUCUGGUAAUUUUUUUUCUUUUUUUUUAACACUGUUUAUUUUUGAUUUGUUAGCAAGAAAUCAUUCCCCUUUUCCAGAUUGUUAACAUUGGGCCGGGGAUGUUGAGAUGAAUUUUAUGAACUUGUUGAGUUAACAAACAGUACUAACUGUGCUUGCCGAAAAUUCGGCAGCCAGGUGGUACUGUGUCCAGACUGCUGAUCCAAACAGGAAAUGUUUCCUUCCAUCCGUCCGCAUGCUGUCGGUCAGCACUAUGUUUUUGACUGUUGUCUGAAUGUAUUGUCCUACUGUACGUCUAAAUUCUAAUAUUUAAUAGUAAGUUAUUAUAAGUGCACAACAUGCUGUCCUUGCCAUAUGGACUUCAUGGCAGAGAAAGAGUAAAUGAGUCCAGUGUUGUUUGACCCCUGAACAUAGGGUAAAAGUAUGUUUUCUGUUCCUAUCUUUUUUUUUUUUUUUUUUGCCCUAAUUUAUUUUUGUACACUGUUGGUAUCUGUUUGGUUCUGUUUUGCUGUAAUCUUGAACCCCUGAAGAAGGGAGAACACAAUAAAAGUAUUUUCAAGUA
This is a messenger RNA of Plectropomus leopardus (leopard coralgrouper), 2908 nucleotides long. It is a transcript of the gene pck1, whose product is annotated as phosphoenolpyruvate carboxykinase 1 (soluble). Gene Ontology annotation, biological process: hepatocyte differentiation; cellular response to insulin stimulus; oxaloacetate metabolic process. Gene Ontology annotation, cellular component: cytosol. Lineage: Eukaryota; Metazoa; Chordata; Actinopteri; Perciformes; Serranidae. The record is from RefSeq and is a predicted model, not a curated record. Gene Ontology annotation, molecular function: manganese ion binding; phosphoenolpyruvate carboxykinase (GTP) activity; GTP binding.